This is a messenger RNA of Bicyclus anynana (squinting bush brown), 5572 nucleotides long. RefSeq names its product kinesin-like protein Klp61F (gene Klp61F). The transcript has 20 exons. Gene Ontology annotation, molecular function: ATP binding; plus-end-directed microtubule motor activity; microtubule binding. The coding region runs from base 171 to 3692 and encodes 1173 amino acids. Gene Ontology annotation, cellular component: nucleus; spindle microtubule. The record is from RefSeq and is a predicted model, not a curated record. Gene Ontology annotation, biological process: microtubule-based movement; mitotic spindle assembly. Lineage: Eukaryota; Metazoa; Arthropoda; Insecta; Lepidoptera; Nymphalidae.
CGCAACCGAAAUUUGAAUUUGUUUGAAGUUCAAAAUAUUUAACGAAUUUUCUCAAGCGCAGGAAACAAAAUUGCUGCAAAUUGUUACUUCAUUGACGAUUUAUUAAUGAUUUUGUGAUAAAAACAAUAUAUGUUAGUGAAAAUUGUUAUUAGGUCGUUUAUUUUAUCAAGAUGUCGACCGAAAAAGGAUGCCGAAAGGAAAAAAAUCAAAACAUUCAAGUGUUUGUGAGACUAAGGCCUCUGAAUCAGAGGGAGCGUGACAUCAAGUCCCUGGGGGUGGUUGAGGUGCAAAAUGGGCGCGAGGUGGUGGUACGCCAGUCGCAGCAGAACAUGCACACCAAGCGGUUCACCUUCGACCGUGCUUUCCCACCGCUUGCCACCCAGGUGGAGGUGUACCAAGAGGUGGUGAGUCCGCUCAUAGAGGAAGUCCUCGCAGGGUACAACUGUACUGUGUUUGCGUACGGACAGACUGGUACUGGCAAGACUCACACUAUGGUUGGCGAGGCAGUUUCUGAUGAGUUGACUUGGCAGACAGAUCCCCUAGCUGGUAUAAUCCCACGUGCGCUGAGCCAACUGUUUGACGAGCUGCGUAUUUCCAACACUGAGUACACUGUCCGGGUAUCAUACCUGGAGUUAUACAAUGAGGAGCUAUUCGACCUGCUCUCAACCACAGAGGACAACUCCAAGCUGAGGAUAUAUGAAGACGUCACUCGCAAGGGUGCCAACAUUGUUAAUGGAUUGGAGGAAAUCACUGUAUACAAUAAGAAUGAAGUGUUCAAAAUAAUGGCCCAAGGACAGGAGAGGAAACGUGUUGCGUCUACUCUCAUGAAUGCUCAAUCCAGCCGCUCGCACACCGUGUUCACCAUAGUGGUGCACAUGAAGGAGAACAGCCCCGAGGGUGAGGAGCUGGUGAAGAUCGGCAAGCUGAACCUGGUGGACCUGGCCGGCUCGGAGAACAUCAGCAAGGCGGGCUCGGACAAGCGCGAGCGCGCGCGCGAGUGCGUCAACAUCAACCAGUCGCUGCUGACGCUGGGCAGGGUCAUCACGGCGCUGGUGGAGCGCCAUCCGCACAUACCCUACAGGGAGUCCAAACUGACCCGUAUCCUCCAAGAGUCUCUGGGCGGACGCACCAAGACCUCCAUCAUAGCGACCGUCUCCCCUGGACACAAGGACUUGGAAGAGACCAUGAGCACCUUGGAGUAUGCCAAUCGAGCCAAGAACAUACAGAACAAGCCAGAAGUCAACCAGAAGAUGACUAAGAAGGCCAUCCUCAAAGAGUAUUCAGAGGAGAUUGACAGGCUGAAGAGAGAUUUGUAUGCUGCCAGGGAAAAGAAUGGUGUAUACUUAGCAAAUGAGACCUAUGUUGAGAUAACUCAAAAGCAAGAGGAAUACAAGAAGGAGAUUCAAGAGCUGCUUCUCAAGAAGAGAGCUAUGGAGGAGGACCGGGACCGCAUGGAGGGAGUGUUCAGAGAGCUCAACGGGCAGCUGAAGGAGCAUAGAAGCCAACUCGACAAAACCACUGACGAGCUAAGUGCUACUAAGACUGCACUAGAGAACACUACCAACAUAUUGAACACCACGAAGUUGCACUUUGAAGAGCAGAAGCACCUGGUGAGCAAGCAGGCGGCGACGGAGAGCGCGCUGUCGGCGCAGGCCCGGGCUCUGCUGGCGGCCGCCGACGCCGCCGCCGGCGACGCGACCAAGCUGCAGGACUCCGUCGACAAACGCAAAUGCGUGGAGUCGACGAACUUAGAAGUGACACGAACGUACCGCGAGGAGUCGUCACAGCGUCGCGGCGAGGUGGUCACCGUGGCUGACCACUUCGUCGCUUCCUUCACCAGGAGCUUGGGCGAGCUUCAGGCUGCGCUGGAAUCAUACUCAGCAGACAAUAUGAAGAGUAAUAACGAAAACAAACAGAAGUUAGACAAUCUUGUGCAGCACUCAAUGGAUACUCUGAAUAAGAUAUCAUCAUUAAAGAGCACAAUGCAAGAAGAGACGAGCAAAACGACGGAGCACAACUUUGGUCAGUUCCAAAGCACCAUGUGUAAGACGACGGAGAACUUGGAGAAUGUUCUGCAGAAGUUCUCCACUUACAUCAUUGAGUGUCUCCAGAAGGCCGGCAAAGUCGACUUGACCGCUGACGUCACUGGCUUCCUGCAACAGUGGCAACAAAACGCUUCAACAAACGUGACGUCACUGCACAACACGCACGCGGCGUUCGGCGCGAGCGUGCGGACCGCGGCGUGCGCACUGCUCGAGGCGGCGCGCCGACAGCAGCACGACAGGCACACGACGUGCCGGCGACUGGAACACGACAUGCAACGCGAGAUCACGCGUGUCAAAGAAGAAGCAGAAAACCACAAGCAAUACCUCAACAAAGAAAUAUUAGAAAUAGAUCAGGAAAAAGAACAUUUCGAAGCUGAAUUUAAAAAAUGGGCAGAAGAAGAGAGGAGAAAUCUUGAAGAGCGCAUACAAAAACGAUGGACAACAGAAAAGAGUUUUCUAGAAGACAGGGUUAAUAGGAAAUUAACUGUAAUAGAAGAACAGAAGAUGCAGUGCGAGAAGAGAAUAUUGAAGCAAACUGAAUGGUUGAAUGAGAAGCUAUGUGUUUAUCAACAAGAGAUGGAGAAGGCCAAAGAAGAUUUCAAAGAAUUUGAGAGCGAAUUGAAUAGUUGUUUGAACAUUUUUGUGGAAAAAUCAAAACUAGAGUAUGCCGCAGUCACUGCCCACGUGGAGUGCUUGAGCGUCGACACCGCCAGUGUCGUGGAAAAAGUGAAGACGAACUUGGUUAUAGAUUUGGAGAAGGCUCAGACUGAAAUUCAGGCACAAUCGUCAUCACUGGCGGCGGAGAGCAGGCAGUCCAUGGGUCGGCUGGCCGGCGAGGCGGACGGCACGCUGCGGGCGGUGGCGCAACUCUACCAGCGCUCCGUGGACGCGCUCGCCGGCACGCUCGGCGACAUCACUACGACGACCAUAGAGGACCUGACCACCGUGUCCAACACCGUAGCGCAGUCCGCCUCGUCGUGCCUCGCCCACGAGAACCAGCAGAAGCUCACGCUGACCACCACUUACCGCGAGAUAGAACAGUUCUACGGCAGACUGCGGGAGCAGGUCGCCCAGCUCGAGGAGUUGGAGACGAGGUGCUUGAACCAGGAGUAUGCGGUUUACAACCCAUCUGGCAACACUCCGGUGCGCACCGAGUACCGCUACCCGCGCGCGCUGGCCGCCACCUCGCCGCACGAGCGCAUACUGGCGCGCUUCAGGGCCAUGCGACAGAACAGCUGCGACGAUGACUGCAUUGUAGUAGAAAAUGGCGAAGACCCCCGCAGUGACACGGAGUCCUCGGCCUCCGAAGACUCGGCAGCCUUCGCAGCGCCCUCCCCCCUCGUCGUAACCCGCAACCACAGGUCCAGCCGCCACAACCACAGCGCCAGCAACCUGCACGCGACGAGUAACCACAACCAGAGCGCCACCAAUAUCAACCAGCCUGCGAAAAACCACAACCACAGCACGCCCAUUGUCAAAUGUACCUCAGAAACUGAUAUAUAUUUAAAACGGCGCCAACAAGACCAGCAAGGCAAAGAGAACACGACAAACUCCAUCAGUCGCCAAGCAUCGUUCAAGAAACCCUCGCAACUGCCCGCGCCCGUCUCGCACAAGAAACCGCUAUAUGAACGGAACGCUGACAACUGAGACAUAUGUCUCUAUGGCUAUGUUGCCCUUCUGGUUCACAGAAUUGUUAUACAGGGUGCUCGGGAGUAUUUUCCAUAACUGCAAGGUGACAAGUCCACCUUUUUUUAUUAAAAGUAGAUAUUUGUUGGCGGUUUAAAUACAACGGUAAAGUUAUUAUCUAUAUAUUCCCCUGCACGACGUGGUAUAUUAUUUUCAAAUACGCGCGAUGAAUAAGUCGUAACGUUUUUAGUAGCUUUUAGUAGAAUUUUGGUAGAUUUUUGGGGGGGUGGGGCUUACGCUCGAAUAUGUUUAUUUACCUGAUUGCUAGGUUGGGUCAAGUGGAUAGGAGCCAAACUGCUCAGCUAUUUUUUUUUUAACAAAAAAGCUUUUUUAUGUUUUUAUACAAAGUAAUUCAAGUACUUCCGACUAUCCAUGUAACACAUGCCUUUAUCUAUCCUUGUAUUUAAAAUACGUGAUCGUAAUGGUAAGACUGUCGACAUCGAAGACAUAUUGCAACUGCCACUCCGCGCUUGACUAGUAAGCUACUUCAUGAUAUUUAUCAAUGAAUAAGUUUGGUUAGAUCAUCAUCAUCACAAUCUACAAAAGAAAUAUUUUUUACUCCGAAUACAAAAUUCAAAAUUCAUUUAUUUCAAGUAGGCUCAGUUUACAAGCACUUUUGAUAUGUCAGUUGACUAUUUGUAAAGAUUCUACCACCGCACCGGUUCGGACAACUGAUUCCUUAGACAUUUUUAAUUAGUUUUCCUUAAAGAAUAUAACCCUAGACUAAUGGGAAAUACUCCCGAGCAUCCUGUAUAUUCACAUAAAUAGAAAGAAGAGCUGAUUUUACCAUCUUCAGUAAAUCUAUAAAGAAAAAAAAACGGAUAGUUGACAAGUGAGGCAUAUGUCUCUAAGGCCUAUAGAAGGCCAACUCGGUUAUUAUAUCUUUUGUAAAUAGAUCUUAAAAUAUAUCCCUAAUACGCAUCCUUAUAAUUAUGACGUAGCCAAGUUGUACGUAUGUUAAAAUGCAAAGAUAGUCAGAAUUAUUUGAAUUACUUUGUAUAAAAACAUAAAAGUUUUUAUUUUUUUUUUGUUAAAAUAAUAUUAGUUAAGCAAUUCGGCUCCUAUAAGUGGACUCGUUAACAUCUUGGAAGUUAUGGGAAAUACUCCCGAGCACCCUGUAUAUUGGUUAAUAUUUCUCCGUUUCUCGGCUCCGAUGUCUCGCUCCGCUUAGGUGGACUGGCAGCCUUAACGUACCGGAGUUUGAACAAUUAAUCAAUUUUGAUAAAACCUACUUACUGUACUGUCUGUAAUUCUGUUUUUACAUUAUAUUUUUUAAAUUAUGAACUUUCUGUAGAAAUGUUUUUACACUAUCUUAUUGCUCUUUUUAAACAACUGUUUGUUUUAAAUAGCAUUUAUUGACACAUUUUUAUAUUAUUAUGUAAUUUAAUAUUUUAGUUUUCGACUAUUAAGAGAUUGUGUUCAAAAGGGUCGCGUAAUGUAAAAAUUAUUAAUCGUGACAUUCGAAAAGUCUUUUUUUUCCAUUCGCAAUUUGUGUAUUUAGCCAUAUUUUUUUAUCAAAUAAUUUGUCUUUUCAGCGAAAGUGGUCAUAAUAGCAAAUAGUCCUUCGCUGGCAGUCAGUGCUUAAUAUUGUCUACAAUGCCGAGUUGUGUGUUUAGGAGUAAAAACUAUAUAAAUAUAUAUACAUAAAUAUAUAAUGCAUAUAAACACAAAAUUUUGCAUGUGUGCGCAUAGCGAAUAGCUGAGCUUGGAACAUUUACGUCUAUUAUUUCAAAAUCAUAGUCAUACGUACAGUAUUACGAAAUAAUCUCACCGAGCUACCAAACCCUUUUGAAACAUUUUUUAUUAUAAGAUAAGAUAUAAUAAAGUAAAAAUUUAAAUGA